CUCACACCCCCACCCAGCAAUAUCCUUCUCACUCGAGUCACUCCCCCAACCCUCCUCCUCGGUUCUCGCUGUCGCCGGCGCCGUCAGCCUGCACCGCUUGCCUCCACGUCUCUACUCGCCGUCGGUAGGCUGGCUCCCCCCUCAUUAACCGCAUCAUUCCCUCACUCCUGCGGACUCCUGCGGGCGCUUGCGUUGCCAAUCAGUGACAGAGGAAGCCAGGAAGGGAGGGAUGUCUUCGUGGGACGACGAGGACACCGCGUCGGCCGCGGCGACCACGGACGUGGAGCUGCUAAAGCGGGCCUGGCGCAACGAGAAGGCCGCGCCGGAGAUCCUCCGCUUCGACUCCCCCCUCGUCUCCCGCGCCCGCGAGCAGAUCCAGCUCCUCGAGGAGACACUCGAAGACUUCACGGAUAACGGCGUCGACGACCUCGUGGUCUCGCUGUACCAGAUGGACCUCGACCGUGCACUCUUCCUGCUCCGCUCGUACCUCCGCCUCCGGCUGCAGAAGAUUGAGAAGUACAUGAUCCACAUCUCCAAGUCUGACGACCUCAUGAGCCGGCUGUCGCUGCAGGAGCAGCGAUUCGCCAAGAGCUGCACGGAGAUCAUGGAAAAGCAUCUCGAGCAGUCUGUGCUCUCAAAGCUUCCCUAUGGGUAUGACUCCGUAACGAGGCAAUCCUUGUCGAGCACAGAAGAUGACAUGGUUCCAGAGCCUCAGCUUGACACCUUUGUCUUCUGCAAGACCAAGAGCGACGUAGGAGCAUUCCAGCUAGAUGACAUUGGAGAGGAGAUUGUGGAUUUGGUUGCUGACGACUUGUAUGUCCUUCGUUACAAGUCCAUCAAGGGCCUUGUCGAGAACGGACGAAUCGACCUUAUUUGACAUGAACUACAGGGUAAUACUAAGGCUUAAACGGAUCAACUAUCUGUGCGAAAACCUUCAAAAUACUGGUACGGGAGAAAUGAAGUGGUUCAAAUGUAUUAAGCGAUGAUCAGUUAGAAGACUUGACUACCUUGCUUGCAUCAGUAUGUUGCUUUUCUGAACUGUAAACUCUAAACUCAUCUUCAAGAAUCAAAGCUGGUUUCCACAGUUCUCUAUCAACAUAUUGACAACAAUACCAUGAGAAAGGAUGUGUAUUGCAAUUGACAGCUACCCUAACCUUUAUUUGUAAGCUGAUGACAAUAACCCGGUGGUAUAUGUUAGUGAUGGUGAACCGCGAAUGUGUGAUUUCAGUUCUUCUAGGCUGAGCCUAGUGUUUUGGUUCAAGAGAGGCUCUUGAGUAACUGGUUUAUUUUUGGUUCUGUGCUUGACUUGCGGUGUGCAAGUACGUUUGUAAACUCAUUGUUCUCUAAUGAAUGACAGAGCUCCUGCCUUUGUUCAUUGAAAAA
Molecule: messenger RNA, 1383 nt
Organism: Brachypodium distachyon (stiff brome)
Lineage: Eukaryota; Viridiplantae; Streptophyta; Magnoliopsida; Poales; Poaceae
Product: DNA replication complex GINS protein SLD5
Exons: 6
Coding region: 230-877 (215 amino acids)
Biological process (GO): double-strand break repair via break-induced replication; DNA-templated DNA replication
Cellular component (GO): GINS complex
Source: RefSeq, a predicted model, not a curated record